UUCACGUUAUUAUAUUCACAAAAACACAACAAAACUUUGGAAAUGGAAACCAACAUUGACUGACAUGCAUGUAAUUAGUGCAUUAUGUCAAUAAUUAAUUGAAACCUAAAGAUAUAUUAGUGGCUGUGGGAUCGACCGCCCUCAAUAUCUAUUAGCUAAUUAGAGCAACGAACAAUGAAGAUCGUUAAUACUUUUUGGAGGAAGAUAACGCAUGGGAAGGAUUUGGAUGAAGCCGGACCUUUGGAGAAGGCGUUCUUUGAAUCCGUAUAUCGACUCUCUUAUAUAACAGGGCUAUCGACAUCCGACGUCGAUAUCAAAUACACGAUAUACAGUAGCACGGUUAGGAUCCUGUCAGCUUUGGUAGUGAUCUGUGAGAUAUGGCGCGUGCUCGGCGACAACCUGAGCCUGGACGAAAUCAUCUCCUGCAUUAACGUCAUCUCUAUACACAUGAUCACUAUCUGGAAACUCAUGAUAAUGGUGAGCAAUAAAGACGUCUACAAGAAGCUGGCGAAGGCUAUGGAGUUUUCUGAUAUAUCUACAAGUAAUAGAAAGAAAAUAGUCGAUCGUUGGGUGAACACGCACAGGAAAUACUUGAAGGUGCUGAUGACUCUGUCGUGCCUCACUCUGGCUGUCUGGUACACCUACCCACUUGUCGAUGAAGUGGAGUACAACCUGAUAACAGAUGUGAAGGUGCCAAUAGCCUACCACACGCCCACGCGGUACGCAAUCACGUAUGUGGUGGUUGGGAUCAUGUUCAACUAUGCCUCGUUCCUGGUCAUCAUGUCUGAGGUCAUCAUGCAAGCCUACCUCAUACCCCUCAUCUGUCAAUACGCUGUCCUCGCUGACUGCUUCGAAAACUUACUUGAGGAAUGUGCUGUAGAGUUUGAAGGUAUCAAACAGGAUUUAUUAGUGAAAGACACGAAAUUCAAAGAAAAAUAUUUGGCAAGAUUAAGUGAAUUAGUGAGAAAACAUCGGCUUAUCUUGGACCAGUCCAUGGAUUUAAAAGCAAUACUGAGCGCUCCCAUGCUUGGGCAGUUAGCAUGCAGCGGCUUACUCAUAUGUUUCGUAGGAUAUCAAGCUACAACCACCAUUGCUCACAAUUUGGGCAAGUUCAUCAUGACGUUCCUGUAUUUGGGUUACAAUAUGUUCACGUUGUAUCUGAUUUGCCGAUGGUGCGAGGAAGUCACUGUGCAGAGUCAGCGUAUCGGCGAGGCAGCAUAUUUUUCUGGUUGGGAGAGUGGAAUCUCUCAAGUGCCGGGAGUGCGAGCUACCAUGAUCUUAGUGAUAGCAAGAGCCAACAAACCCGUCGUGUUCUUAGCAGGAGGGAUGUAUACUCUGUCGCUAUCCUCUUUCACAAAUUUGGUGAAAGCAUCUUACAGCGCUCUUAACAUACUGUUGAGAAUGAGCCAUGAAUAA
Molecule: messenger RNA, 1416 nt
Organism: Trichoplusia ni (cabbage looper)
Lineage: Eukaryota; Metazoa; Arthropoda; Insecta; Lepidoptera; Noctuidae
Product: odorant receptor 13a-like
Exons: 9
Coding region: 175-1416 (413 amino acids)
Biological process (GO): sensory perception of smell; detection of chemical stimulus involved in sensory perception of smell
Cellular component (GO): plasma membrane
Molecular function (GO): odorant binding; olfactory receptor activity
Source: RefSeq, a predicted model, not a curated record